AUGAAUGGUACAAGUAUAUUAUUUAGAGCAGGGCUUGCUGGGACGGGCAGCCAUCCGCUCUCCCCCUUCCCGCUCCGCUUCAUUUCUUCAUCGCUCACGCGCGCCACACCGACGGAGCGCAGUAAUGGUGGCGCCAGCGUUCAGAUCGAUUCUCCAGCGCCGCGGGUCCACGUGGAGGGCAGAGUGGCGGAGUUCGAGGGCGCGCUCAACUACCACGUGCCCUCGCUUUACAGGAACCACCCCGAGCGAUCCGCUCUCAAAAUUCACCCGCUGGACUUCCCCCUGGAUCUCCCUCGCUUACCCAACAUAAUGAUGGGGUACUUCGAACACCUAACCCGCCAACCUCCACCAUCGGAACCCCAGGGCGCUUCUCUCCUUCUCGCCUGCCACGGCCCGCCCUGCCUCUCCUUCGGCGCCUGCUCGGCGCGCUUCCCCAACGUGCAGGCCUGCUGGAACCCCCACCUGGUUGACGAACCCGAGGACACGCCCAUCCCCCCUAUAAACUGCCCCUUUAAGGGCACCAGCGGCGGGGAGAGUGGGAGAGGGGAGUUUGACCCGGAGUGCUCCCAUCGGGAGGACUUCACACCACACGGGGGUUCGGCGCUGCAGGUGAUGCGGCUGGAGGACGUGUUUGUGACGGACAACGGCUUUGCUGUCAACCUCUAUUGA
Messenger RNA from Closterium sp. Naga37s-1, 669 nucleotides. The record is from the annotation of a GenBank genome assembly. NCBI's taxonomy places the organism in Eukaryota, Viridiplantae, Streptophyta, Zygnematophyceae, Desmidiales, Closteriaceae.